Messenger RNA from Neltuma alba, 2121 nucleotides. Its product is annotated as cucumisin-like. The record is from RefSeq and is a predicted model, not a curated record. Gene Ontology annotation, biological process: proteolysis. NCBI's taxonomy places the organism in Eukaryota, Viridiplantae, Streptophyta, Magnoliopsida, Fabales, Fabaceae. The coding region runs from base 1 to 2121 and encodes 706 amino acids. The transcript has 9 exons. Gene Ontology annotation, molecular function: serine-type endopeptidase activity.
AUGCAGAGUUAUAUAGUGUAUAUGAGGAGCCCUUCAAGUGGUGAUGCCCCCAAGUCAAUGCUUCACAUGAGCAUGCUCCAACAAGCCCUUGGCAGUGAUGGAGCAGCAAAUGCUCUUGUACACAGCUACAAGAGGUGUAUCAACGGGUUCGUUGCGACGCUCAAGGAAGAAGAUGUUCAGAAAGUUGCUGCAAUGGAAGGAGUGGUUGCCGUGUUCCCAAAUGGAAAGAAACAUCUGCACACUACAAGAUCAUGGGACUUCAUAGGAUUUCCAGAAAAAGUGGAAAGAUCAAGAACAGAAAGUGAUAUAAUAAUAGGAAUACUUGACUCUGGAAUCUGGCCUGACUCCCCCAGCUUCAAUGACUCUGGACUUGGUCCCCCACCCUCCAAAUGGAAGGGAUCCUGCUAUAAUAUCACUUGCAACAAUAAAAUCAUUGGAGCAAAAUAUUUCCGAAGUGACAGAACAUUUGGUGAAAAUGAUAUCAUAUCGCCAAUAGAUUCUAAAGGCCAUGGAACACACACUGCGUCAACAGCUGCUGGUGGGUUAGUGAGCUCAGCAAGCUUUUAUGGUCUGGGAUUCGGAACAGCAAGAGGAGGUGUGCCAUCAGCAAGAAUAGCAGCGUACAAGGUUUGUUGGUCCGAUGGAUGUCAAGACGCAGACAUUCUUGCAGCUUUUGAUGAAGCAAUCUCUGAUGGGGUCGACAUAAUCUCUGUCUCACUUGGAGGUCAAUCAAUUCAACAUUAUUUCAGUGAUUCAAUUGCCAUUGGAGCUUUUCAUGCUAUGAAAAAUGGGAUCUUGACCUCCACUUCUGCCGGCAACGAUGGUCCCAAACUUACGACCACCAUUAGUGUGGCUCCUUGGACUCUUUCUGUGGCUGCCACUACCAUGGAUAGAAAGUUCCUCACCAAAAUUCAGUUUGGGGAUGAUACGGUUUUUGAGGGAAGUUCAAUAAAUACCUUUGACUUGAAUAACACUAAGUAUCCUCUGGUCUAUGGUGGGGAUGUACCAAACACCCUUAAAGGCUAUAAUAGCUCUAUAUCCAGGCUUUGCUUAGAAGACUCAAUGGACCAGAAUUUAGUGAAAGGGAAAAUAGUUGUUUGUGAUGGCCAUUAUGGACCUAAAAAAAUUGGACUUGCAUCUGGUUCUACUGGAGUCAUAAUAAAUUUUCAAGGAGAACUUCCUGAUAUUAGUUUUGCUUUUGCCUUGCCAGCAUCCAUCGUCAAUCCAGUGAAUAGUGACAUCUUACGCCACAUGAGAAUCGGCCACAACAUAACUGCAACCAUAUUGAAGAGCAGCCAGGCCAACAAUACUUUAGCUCCUGUUGUAGCCUCCUUUUCUUCAAGGGGUCCCAACCUAGUUACACUUGACAUUCUCAAACCGGAUAUAGCAGCACCGGGAUCAAAUAUUUUGGCUGCGUGGUCUCCAAGUUCGCCUCCUUCUGGAGUAAAAGGAGACAUAAGACAAGUAGAUUAUUCUAUCGCUUCAGGGACAUCAAUGGCAUGCCCUCAUGUUACUGCGGUAGCUGCUUACAUCAAAUCCUUCCACCCUUCUUGGUCUCCUGCAGCAGUCAAGUCUGCAAUUAUGACCACAGCUACACCAUUGGAGUCUCUAAAGAAUGAUGCUGAGUUUGCAUAUGGAUCUGGCCAUAUAAAUCCAACCAAGGCACUAAAUCCUGGUUUGGUAUACGAUGCUAAUGAAACCGACUACAUCAACUUCCUAUGUGGACAAGGUUACAAUGACACAUUGCUUCAAGUUGUAACCGGAGAAAGCAAAACUUGUUCUGGAGUCACCCAUGGCAGUGUGUGGGAUUUAAACUACCCUUCUUUUGCCGUCUCCACUACUUCUACUGAAUUCGAUACCCGAGUUUUCACAAGGACUGUCACCAAUGUUGGGUCACCAACUUCCACAUACGAAGCCACUGUGAGUGCUCCAGAAGGAAUCGACAUACAAGUGAACCCUCCAAGGUUGUCGUUCAGUUCCUUGGGACAGAAGCUGUCGUUUACUGUUAGUGUCAGUGGAUUUGUAACUUCCUUAGCUUCUGCUUCUUUGGUCUGGAAUGAUGGCACCUACCAAGUGAGAAGCCCUAUUGCAGUGUUUUUAUAUUAUGUUGAUGAUAAUUAA